CUGUAUCCAUCGGGCGAGUUGCGGCGCAGAGUCCAAGAUGACGGCGGCAAGCAGCAGCAAGGUCAAGCACACGCGGUACUAUGAGCUCAUGGGCGUCGCCGUGGACGCUUCCGCCGAGGACCUCAAGAAGGCCUACCGCCGCAAGGCGCUGCAGCUCCAUCCCGACAAGCGCGGCAACACGCCCGAGGCGCAGGACGAGUUCACGGCCAUGAAGGCAGCCUACGACGUCUUGAGCGACCCAAAGCAGCGCGAGAUCUACGACACGAUGGGCGAAGACGGCCUCCGCGUCAUGAACGACUUUGGCGAAAUGCGAUUCGACGACGUGGUCACCGCGGCUGUCGGCGCCGUCGCGGCCAUGAGCGCCUGCGCCAAGGCCAUGAUCUUCAUGGCCGUGCUUCUCGGACUUGGCCUCGCCCUCUUGGUGCCCAUCUUUUGGUGCCUCCGCGCCGACGACGACGUCGACUGGUCCUGGAUCAACGUGUUUGCGCCCAUGUGGCUCCUCGACGCGAUGUACCUGUGCUGGACGGGCUGCUCCAUCGCGGCCGGCGAUGCCACCGACGACGUCGACGCGUCCGACCGUCCGUCGCGCACCACGCGGUUCCUUGCCAAAGGCGCGGUGGUGCUGCACAUUCUACUGUUUGUCUUGACGCAGAUCUUUGUCGCAAUGAAGCUCCAGGGCUCGGUCACUUGGAGUUGCGCUGUCGUUUUGGCACCGCUCUUUGCACUCGAAGGCUUGUACUUGAGCGAGAAGCUGCUGGUGGCUUACCGCGUCUACGAUGCCUUCCGCGCCAAGCCGGAUGCGGCCGUGCAUUUCCUCGUUCGUGAGAUUGUACGGUCGUGUCUCGUGAGCGUGCUCUCGCUCUCGUUUGAGAUCCUCGUUGCGCUCCGCAUCGACAAGGUCCUUGCCGCUUCGUGGUGGCUCGUCUUCCUCCCGGUGUGGCUCCUUCUGGCGCUUUUGGCCGCGCCACUCCUGCGCGCAAUGACCAUUCGUCCGCCAGCUGGCGACGACGACGCACACACGCCGUCCUAUGGCAUGCAUGCGUGCUUGCUUGUCGGACUCGCCGCGCUCGUGAGCCCUUUUGUGCUCCUCGCUGCGCGCCUCGAAAUGUCCUUCGAGACCUCGCUCUACGUGCUCUUACCGUGGUUCCUUGUUGCGGGCGCCGUGCUGCUGACCAUCUGCCUGUGUCUCUGCUGUCUGCGGCCCAUUGAAGCGCCCAAGGAUGACGACGACGGGCCGAGUGUCGAGUCGCCCCGCAACAACACGGACGCGUCGCCACACCCGUACUACCACGACGACAACAUGGCCUAGUCCGGUCGUCCUCGGCGAAUAAUGUAGCGAGGAGAACUAUGUAUUGUCAAGUGUACAUGAUUUAUGUACUCUACGACCAUUUUAGUAA
Molecule: messenger RNA, 1397 nt
Organism: Saprolegnia diclina VS20
Lineage: Eukaryota; Oomycota; Saprolegniomycetes; Saprolegniales; Saprolegniaceae
Product: DnaJ like subfamily A member 2
Exons: 4
Coding region: 38-1309 (423 amino acids)
Source: RefSeq, a predicted model, not a curated record